Messenger RNA from Ostrinia furnacalis (Asian corn borer), 1586 nucleotides. RefSeq names its product dedicator of cytokinesis protein 1-like. The transcript is spliced from 11 exons. Gene Ontology annotation, molecular function: guanyl-nucleotide exchange factor activity; small GTPase binding. Gene Ontology annotation, biological process: myoblast fusion; cell migration; small GTPase-mediated signal transduction. The annotation marks the transcript as partial. NCBI's taxonomy places the organism in Eukaryota, Metazoa, Arthropoda, Insecta, Lepidoptera, Crambidae. Gene Ontology annotation, cellular component: cytoplasm; plasma membrane. The record is from RefSeq and is a predicted model, not a curated record.
ACUCCGUCAUAGACAAUGUGUUUUGACAAAGUUUACUUCGACCAAAAUGACGAGCAUCGUAAUUCGUGGUUAAAUUAAUAAAAAUAUCGUGUUUUAUUCAUCAUGACUGUGUGGCAGAAGUUGGAGAAUGAAGAGUGCUACGCUGUCGCCAUAUACAACUUCACCAGCGGCUCCCAGUUCCACCUCCAGCUGGAUGUGGGGGAGCUAGUGCAUGUGGAAGCAGAGACAGCCCACUGGUACUGGGGGCGAAGCCUCCGGAGAGAGGCUAGCGGUGCCUUCCCGAGAAACUACGUCGUUAUACGGGACUGCAAUGUUGACAGAUGCGGUGGCACAGUGGUCGCGUCAGCCGGCGGUAGCGGAGUAGCUCACGACAUAGCCCAGACCCUCAGGGAGUGGCUGGACCAGUGGAAGACGCUGUACAUCACAAAUGAUGAGCGCUUCAAGUUUAUGGAAGUGAGCAUGCGAGCGUUAUUGGAAUUAAGAAGAGAGGCGGCCAGCGGCACGCUGCCUCAGGACCAGUUGAAGCGCGUCUCCAGGACUGCCAUAUUCACCAUCGACAAGGGGAACAGAACCUUAGGAAUGGAGCUGGCAGUGAGAACCACGGGUGGUCAGCUAGUCGACCCUUUACAAACCUCCACCUACAGACUGAACUCGAUGCAUGAUGAAGCAAACGCACGCAUCGAUAAGAAUAUGGAGACAACCCCCACCACACAACCAGCAUCGACCCCUCCCACCGCUAGAACGUACACCAUAGCGUUACGCGUCCACAACUUCGUGUGUCGGAUGUCGGAUGCGGCCGAACUACAGCUGUCGCUAUACGACGCGGCCGGCAACAAGAUGACUGAACAUUUGCUGCUAAGAUGGCCGGUCACGAAUUUUAAUCCUGCGCAAGUAGUAUUUACUGACUUGUCGAGUGACGUGAAGAGAGAAAAAGUAUAUUUAGUGUGCCAUGUAGUAAGGAUAGGAUCUAUGGACCCACAGAAUAUUGAUCACAGACGGAGUUCCAUCGCCGCCGGCGCGCCGACUACUUUUUCGGCGGCCGGCGGCAUGCGGCGGCCUUUCGGCGUAGCGUGCGCUGACGUCACUCGCCACCUAGCCGCCGACAACCCUGACAAACACAUACAAGUGCCAUUUUACGCAUGUGAAAAAGAAAACAUGGACACGUUACUAAAGAAAGUCCUGACGAAUAGAGAUCUCAAAGACGCGAAACAUUCCCAAGGACUCUGGGUGUCGUUACAGCUAGUUGAAGGAGAUUUGAAACAGAUUCGUGAGGAAAACCCACACAUAGUGGUCGGCAACACAACAGUGGCUCGAAAAAUGGGUUUCCCAGAAGUAAUAUUGCCGGGCGAUGCUCGCAACGAAUUGUACGUGACGGUGGUCAGUGGAUCCUUCUCUAAAGGCGGCGGCAAGUCGUCUGAAAGAAACAUUGAGUUGGCGGCACGAUUGGUGGACAAGCAUGGACGCACUUUGUCGGGUGUAAUAUCGGUCGGCGCCGGCGUGAACCUAGUGGAUGAGUUCACGUCCAUAGUAUACUACCACGACGACCGGCCCCGCUGGCAAGAGGUGUUCAAGGUAUGGCUCCUUUU